This is a messenger RNA of Copidosoma floridanum, 1197 nucleotides long. RefSeq lists its product as uncharacterized. Gene Ontology annotation, cellular component: mitochondrion. Gene Ontology annotation, molecular function: 2 iron, 2 sulfur cluster binding. NCBI's taxonomy places the organism in Eukaryota, Metazoa, Arthropoda, Insecta, Hymenoptera, Encyrtidae. The record is from RefSeq and is a predicted model, not a curated record.
UGCAGUGACGUAUUAACUGAGUGACUACAUUAAUUCUUUAUUUCUUUGCGAUAAAAUAUUUAUUAAUUCCAAAGUUACGUAAAAGUAAAAACAAGGGAAAAAAAUGAACUCGAAUUUUUUAAUGGGCAGGUUAUCCUACAUUAGCCGCGUGCCUUCGAUGACCAAAUAUCAAACGCCAAAAAGACUGUUUUCGUCAAAACUCAAGGAGAAUGACGAUGCCGAGGAAAUUCCAGUAAACCCAUUAAAAACCGUGUACACAGCGAGCCAUCAAAAAGGGGAUGGCAAGUUUUACGAUAAAAAGCCCUUUAAAAUCACCUGUGAAGAAGGCAAAGUGUAUCAUUGGUGUUUAUGUGGUCAUAGUAAAAACCAGCCAUUCUGUGAUGGCACUCACAACAACGUCUUCCUCAAAAUUAAGCACAAACCUGUGAAAUUUACCGUGACCAAAACUAAGGAAUAUUAUCUUUGCAACUGUAAACGUACUCAAAACAGACCAUUCUGCGAUGGCACACACAAGAAACCAGAAAUACAGGAAAUGAGGAAAUAUUAAAACAGCAUUUCUGCUUGAAUUGAUGGUAUAUAUAUAUAUAUAUAUUUUUUUUUUUUCUUUCAAUCACAUAAUUUACAGUAAGACCAUCAAGACAGAAAAUAUAAUUGUAAAAAUGAAAUUUACAAAUGCUUCCUGUUAUUACUGUAAAUAGAGGUUUAUACUAACUUUACAUAUUACAUAUGAGACAAAUAAAAGUCAAAUAGGAGUUGUAUGAAACAGUAGACACAAAUUUUCCAAUUCCUCAAAACCUGUUACUUUUUUCUCUGCUUUUUCUUGUAGAUUAAUGUAGAUUAAUUGCAACUUGUUUGCAAAAUCAUCGCAAUUAAAUUUACAAGUGUAGUUGUGCUGAAACAAGCAUUUCCUGUGUAAGGUUUGUCAACUCCUUAAUUAGAAAAUUUUUUAUUGUAUAUUUUCGUUGUUUUUUAGUAAACAACUAGUCCUAUUUAUGCAGUCACUUUCUAACAUGUACACGUUUUUUAUUUAUGUAAUCAGUGAUUUGUUGAGCUGACUUAUGAAAUGAAUUUCAUUUGCUUUCAGACUUCUUUUAAAUUUAUUGUUACUCUUAAUUAACUUAAAAAAUAUGUACAAGUUUAAAUAUUGGAAUAGUGUAAGAAAACAAUCAUAAAAAAAAAAGAAAAAAAUUAGUAUUA